GUCCAUCGUCAUCAUCGUAGUACCGGUACAAGAAACCAAUCCCCCAUCUUCAGUGGCCGUGUCCGAGGUCGACCGAACGAGCAUGUCGACUUCCUCCGCCGCGUGUCUUUCUCGUAGCUCCCUCUUCCUCCCUCCCCUUGUUUCCGCCGCAAACCAAAGAACCCACUUCACCACUUCAUUUCCUCACCCCAUUUUCCAGCGGAAGUGGAAGAAUGACUUCCAGAAGAAGACCGUCUCUCUCCGCUGCCGCGCUCAGCUUCUCGUCGACGUCGCCCCUGCCACCUGUGCGGCCUACGGCACCCUUCUUCUGGGUGGAGGCCUCUUUGCUUAUGCGAGAUCCAGAAGUAAAGGCUCUAUUCUUGGAGGACUAUCCGGUGCUGCGCU
Elaeis guineensis (African oil palm) is the source of this 384-nucleotide messenger RNA. The record is from RefSeq and is a predicted model, not a curated record. Lineage: Eukaryota; Viridiplantae; Streptophyta; Magnoliopsida; Arecales; Arecaceae.